Molecule: messenger RNA, 1158 nt
Organism: Aspergillus fijiensis CBS 313.89
Lineage: Eukaryota; Fungi; Ascomycota; Eurotiomycetes; Eurotiales; Aspergillaceae
Exons: 2
Coding region: 135-890 (251 amino acids)
Source: RefSeq, a predicted model, not a curated record
UCAUCAUCAUCAUCAGCUUCAGCUUCAUCAUCACAGAGUCUAAUCUCUCAAGCCUCUCGUCUCAUUGAUCAGCUUCAUUCCUAGCUCGCUCCAAGCAACAUCAUCUCACCCAAUCCCCCAAUCAAUCAAUCACAAUGGCCAUUCUCGCAAAGACAGCUUCUCUGGCUUGCUUCCUCAUCGCCUGCCUCUUCUUCUUCUCCUCCGUCAUCCAGGCACUUCCUGUCCCCGGCUCCAACACUCCAUCCAGAGUCUCCUCCAUGGCCUUGGCCGCCCGUUCACCGCGCGAGAUCCCCAACAGCGACGAAGAAAAGGGCCUACUGAACGGCCUGCUCGAAGCCAUCGGCCUCCCCAGCCUCUCCAAGCUCAGUCACUGGAAAGCCACCACGGAGCCUCAACCCUCACACACCGAUGACUCGGACAAAGAUUCCGAUUCCGACAACAACGACAACGACGACGACGACGCCACAAACACCCCAGCCGAAACAGACUCAGAAGACUCGGACUCCGACCCCCACGCGCACGCCCACUCCUUCAUCCCGGAUUACUACAAGAACUUCAAGGACAACUGGACCCCGGCCAUCGACGACGGCAACAGCCUGACCCCAACCGUGGACUCCAUCGGCGAUGACAUUGAGAACGACGAAGACCUGGACAACAUCAACAACGGCCUGCUGCUCUCCCCACCGGCGUCCACGCCCUCCAACAACAACAACAACAACAACAACAACAACAACAACAACAACAACAACAACAACAACAACAACAACAACAAGAACGAGGACCUCCCCAAGCCCACCGAGGACCCCCAGGGGUUCAUCAGCUCGCUCAAGCAGCGGCUCGAGGAUGUGCUGAAGGCCGCGUUCGAUAGUCGGGAUGAGUUGACUCUCUAGUCGGUUUCAUCUUUCGCCUAUGCCUUUUUUCGAUGUUUGGAUUCUGCGGACGGAGUUUACGUGAUUUUGAUCUGGUUUCGUACCGGUGUUCUGGGAUAUGGAGUCUGGUCUGGACUGGCGCUUGAGUUUUCCUUUUCCUUUUGCAAGGGUUUCACGGGUACGGGAGUCUUGGGAUUUUUUUCGGUAUGGAUUCGGGAGCAACAAAAUAGCGUGGGGGGUUGUGCUUCAACUUUGGGAAUUGGAUGGAUGGAUGGAUAGUCAGGGCAAG